UUCCCGCAGACGAUAGACGGGGACAGCAUCAUGGGUGCCGCUACUGUUUUCGGCCUCGCGUUUCUGGUUGCGUUGUGCAAUGCUGGGGUGGUGAGGAAUUCAACAACUUGCACCCCAGGAAAUAUUCAGGUGUGUUUGCAACCUCUCGCUGAUUAUGCCCGAAGUAAGGGAAUACCUAUGGAAGCGAUGUCUACCGGCAGUCAGAAUUAUACGUAUACAGCGCAAGACCUGAAAGCAAUGUGCAACAUAUACCCGAGGGUUAUUGAUUGCGCUGAUGAGGUAGCAAACAGAGAUUCGUGUGUUCCAGAAGUUGCUAGGAUUUUCAGAGGAAUGGUAGAGGGCUUGAAAUCCACUGUGAAUUCAACAUGUGGGCCGCAGGAGAGAAACUUGAUCCUCGAAAAUCAAGAAUGCAUGAGCAGGUAUACAGUGGCUGCCCGAGUGCGGUGCAAGCAGAAGACUACUCGUUUAGGGAUGCUGAUAGGUCAAGCAAUGAUGGGUAGGGCGAAACAGUCAUCUGUUUGCCGGGCCAAGAACCGCCUCAUUAAUUGCCAUGUAAAACUCGCCACGAAGAAAUGUGGAGAGGCAUUUGCCAACUUUUUGAGGAAUACGUUGGCUGACUCGCUGUCAAAGACGAUGCCCGGCAUUUCGUGCUCUUCUCCCAACUCAGCUACAUAAAGGUUCUUCGUUCACUGAAUAUGGGAAUUCCAUCAUGGGUAGCU
This is a messenger RNA of Lingula anatina, 719 nucleotides long. RefSeq lists its product as uncharacterized. The record is from RefSeq and is a predicted model, not a curated record. NCBI's taxonomy places the organism in Eukaryota, Metazoa, Brachiopoda, Lingulata, Lingulida, Lingulidae.